Molecule: messenger RNA, 588 nt
Organism: Coccomyxa subellipsoidea C-169
Lineage: Eukaryota; Viridiplantae; Chlorophyta; Trebouxiophyceae; Coccomyxaceae
Exons: 3
Coding region: 1-588 (195 amino acids)
Molecular function (GO): FMN binding
Source: RefSeq, a predicted model, not a curated record
AUGGCUGCUCCCUGGCGAUCUGCAUUGGUGAGAUCUUUAGAAGCAAACAAGCAACUGCCUGUUGCCAAGUUCAUGCAGUUAGCAACAGUGCGGCCUGAUGGGAGGCCCAGCGUGCGCACUGUUGUGUUCAGAGGCUUCCACAAUGAGUCUGACCUAAUCACAUUCACCACAGACACCAGGACCUACAAGGUUGAGGACAUAAAGCAGCACCCCUGGGCCCAGAUCUGCUGGUAUUUUCCAGAGACAAGAGAGCAGUUCCGCCUGGGAGGAAAUCUCGAGAUUAUUGGAGAGGAUCACCCUGACAAUAGCCUGCUAGUGGCACGGCAGGAGGCAUGGGACAGCAUGUCGACCAACGGGCGCACCUGGUUUGCCUGGCCGGCGUCGGGGCGGGUGCGGGAGCAGGACUCGGCGGAGUUUGAGAAGCCCGUGCCGGAUCGAGGCGAGAAAGCGCUGCCAUCUUUUGCGCUGGCCAUCAUGGAUGUGGACAGUGUGGACUAUGUGCGCCUGCCUGACUUCCGUGCUGGGUACAGCUGUGAUGUGGGCUCAGACGGCAGCCGCAGCUGGACCCAGCAAGAACUCAACCCUUGA